AUGAGAUUUGGGAAAAACAUACUUUUUGGGAUGGUAUCAGGUAAGCAAGCUCGUAAGGAUCACAAACGCAGUAAUAAGGUUCCUAUUCUUGGGUCGAAACGGAAUCAUGGUGUUACAAAACAAACAUCAAAUAGACUUAAACGUAUGCUUAAAAGGAUGAAUGCUCGUGAUUCCCUCCUCAUGAAAUCUUUCAUUCGAAGAGAGGUGAGAGAUGAGGUUGAAAGAAAAUUCCAAGAGCUCUUAGUUUCAAGAGAAAAGAUUAAUGAAGGUGGAAGAUCUGGAGCCAGAUCCUUAGAGUUGUGUUUUAUUAACAAUAAUAAGUUGCCAAUUACGACUUAUACUAAAACUAAUAUAAUUCCAAAUGAUGAACCAUUUCAAGUUGCAUUAUUUGAUGUUAGAUCUAAGUCAAUAGUCAACGAUGGUCCUUUCUCUUCAAUAAAGAUACAGAUUUGUCCCAUCAAGGGUGAGUUUGAAUCUGUUGAUGAUGAAGAUUGGACUCAAAAUGAAUUCAAUGGUAAUAUCUUGCAUGAAAGAAAGAAUAAAGAACCAUUGUUGGUUGGAGAUAGGUUUGUUACUCUUGAAAAUGGAGUUGCUUCCAUUUCUAAAAUUAUGUUCAAUGAUAAUUCUGGAUGGGUAAGAAACAAAAAGUUCAGUUUGGGAGCGAAAGCUAUGAAGAAUGGAGAGAACAUUAAGGAAGGUAGAAGUAAAGCUUUUAGGGUCAAAGAUGUCAGAGGAGAAGCUUUCAAGAAACAUUAUCCUCCAUUCUUGAACGACUAUGUGUGGCGUUUGAAGCUAAUUUCUAAAAAUGGACCACUCCACAAGCGACUCCGUGACUACGAAAUUCAUACGGUUAAGGAUCUUUUGAGGUUACUCAUAGUCAAUGAAGCUUCACUACAUCAGAAAUUUGGCAAAAUUCAGAACGAGUGCUGGUCUGAUAUUAUCGAACAUACCCGGUCGUGUGUUGUAGAUGAUUUCAAGCUUUACGGCUAUGAGAUGAUUGGACAACCAAUACUUCUUCUGUUCAAUGUGAUCUUUGAACUUGUUGGUGUGACAUUUGAUGCACAAGAGUUUUAUUUACCAGAUGAUCUCACACUCACACCCAACCAGAAGAAUUUGGUAGAAACUGUGAAGCAAGACGCAUACCGAAACAUUGAAAAGUUAAAAGCAAUUGAUGAGGCUGCAUUGAACUCCAUAAGCUUAGAAGCAUGUAUAAAAUCAACACAAGAACAAGAUGUGCAACAUAUUGAUAUCUCUGCAGAGAAUGGAGCUGAGUGGAGCACUUUAGUUGAUUUACUGAAUUCUGAUAUGGAGAUAUCAAACAGUGAGAAACCAAAAGCCUUGUGGUGUAAGAUUCGUGCUGUUGUGAAAUUGGGAAUAUCAAUGAGAAGAGUUGCAGCAGCCAAGAGGAAUGAAGAGCUGUCUUUUCGUAAGGUUUAUGAUAUCGGUUUGGCUCACGUGGAAGGGAGAAGAUUCGUCGGCGAUGGUUAG
Vicia faba (fava bean) is the source of this 1488-nucleotide messenger RNA. NCBI's taxonomy places the organism in Eukaryota, Viridiplantae, Streptophyta, Magnoliopsida, Fabales, Fabaceae. The record is from the annotation of a GenBank genome assembly.